This is a messenger RNA of Darwinula stevensoni, 11366 nucleotides long. The record is from the annotation of a GenBank genome assembly. Lineage: Eukaryota; Metazoa; Arthropoda; Ostracoda; Podocopida; Darwinulidae.
CUUUUUAGGAAAAAUGUCUGGGUUGCCUGGCAUGAAACCAAUUCUUUCUAUGUGAAACCAUUGUGAGAAUGGAAGAAGGUGAAGAAUUGGAGACAACUGCAUCCAACCCAGACCCCACAAAAGUGGGACCCGUGUUGGUGGGACAAGGUGAAAAACCAACCACCAUUCGUAUCAAACUGCCAGAGCAAACUCAGUUAGGCCUAUUACCAGGGGAAAGCCUAGAAGAUGAAGAAGUAGAACGUCUUGGUGUCUCAUCCACUGUUGAUACAGAAUGUGCACCUUCCUCUGCCUCCACACAUGAGUCUGACCAAGCUUCAACGGCAUCAACCCCUACACCAACUUCAGCCCGUGGAGGAGAGGAACAUGACAACCUGGAUUUUGCUCAAGGCACUAUUGGUGUCCCAAAGCUCCCAAGAGUCAAGCCACGUAAGGAAGGGAAACCAAAUCCUCAGGCUCUCCUAACACCAAAGUAUUUCAGCAUCAAGAUAAAACGCCUUGACAGUGGUGCGUACGUGAAGGGAGGCAAGGUGGUUCGACUGUCUAGCAAAAAAUCCAGAGAUAAUGACAUGGGAGAUCCUGGGGGGUUGAUAGAUGAUUCUUCUGAUCAGAAUUCACAGCUUCCUGAAUUUGUGGAGAAAUGGCCUGGGAGGUUCUGUGGUUUUUGUGGCCUGGGAGAUAACAGUCUUCUUGGCCAAGGAGAGCUCUUGAGGAUUGAACCCAAUCCUGAAUUUUCCCCAGUUGAAUACUUGAAUACCAUCAAGAGAAGUGAAGGCCAAUUUAAAGCAAGUACUAGUGGUUCUUUCAGUACAUCUAAGAAGACACCAAAAACACCCACAUCUGUCACUUCCCCCCCAUAUUUUGGCUCGAAAAGGGAGAAGUGCCGCUCUCCACGAAAGAACUCCAGCACAGACUUUGAACCAUUUGAUGAACUCGCAUGCAUUGGAUUUGCAGAAGAACCUGAUCUCUCACUUCUGUUUGAUCAGUCUGGUCACUGUUAUGCACACAGGAAGUGUGCACAGUGGUCAACUGGGGCAAAUCCCCUUGUAUCCCUGACUGAUGUAGAUAAGGCAAUGGUGAAGGGGUUGAUGGAACGCUGCACCCAGUGCCGGCGCCUGGGUGCCACGAUACGCUGCCGUGUGUUCCAAUGUCCUGCCCAGUUUCAUUACCCAUGUGCUGCCACUGCAUGUGCAUUCCAGAAUCCACGGAACUUUACCAUCAUCUGCCUUGAUCAUCUUCCUGAGGCACCUACACUUGCUGGCUCAGCUGCAAGAUGUCUUCUGUGUGAUGAACCUGGUGACAUGAAGGAGCUGGUGUUCUGCACCAACUGUGAUCAUCAUUUUCAUAUAUACUGUGUCUCUGAUGAUUCUCACAUUAAUUCCUGGAAUCGAGCUGGUUGGGAGUGUCCAUCAUGUAAGACAUGUGCUGUGUGUAAAGACAUAGCUGAGGAGACCAAUUCCAUUGACUGUGACAUUUGCUACAAGUCAUAUCACCUCCAGUGCAUUCGUCCACCUCUCCCUGGCAUACCCAGAACAUGGAAAUGCAAGAACUGUCGGGUAUGCAGUGACUGUGGGCAACGAACCCCAGGGACAGGGAACACCCCUCGAUGGCAUUCCUAUUUCACCAUCUGUGAUCCUUGUUACCAGCUGCGUAACAAAGGCUCCUGCUGUCCUGUCUGCAGAAGGGCUUAUCGGAAGGAUGUGCACAAGGACAUGGUGCUUUGCACGGGUUGCAAGAGGUCGUGUCCUUCGGCAUACAACCGUAUAUUAUUACAGCCCUGGUGCUCUCCAGCCAUGAACCAGCCCUACCCUCUUACUAAGGAGCAAGUUCGCCUGCUUCUUCUUUAUGACUUCCGAAUCGAGAAGAAGGCAGCCAAUUCCAUCGCUGACAUCAAUACCGCGUUUGGCCCGGACACUGCGUCCAAGAGCACUGCCUAUGAUUGGUACAGUCGCUUCCAGAAAGGAAAUGAAAGCCUGGAAGACCAGCCACGCACCGGUCGUCCUUCGGAGUUUGAUAACUCUGCCUUGCAGGAGGCACUGGAGGCCAACAACCGGCAAACAUCGCGAGAGCUUGCGGACUUGCUGGGUGUCUCCCAUACAACUAUCCUUCAUCAUCUGGCUGAGCUUGGCAAGAAGGCAAAGUUGGGGUAUGUGCAUGGUGGCCUUGAAAUAAGCAUGGACUCUGGGACUGGAGAAUCUUCGUCCUUUGACCCAUACAAUCCUUUGGAACUGGACAUCAGCCAGUCAGAUAAGGGACCCGGACUGGAGGAAGGAAGUUCUGGCGGACGAGGGAAGCCUCUUUUCUCACCAACUCUUCCCUCUGGCACAACUGUUCAACAUAGAAAGAAAGAGCGAUCCAAAGGGACUGCAUCCCCACACAGCUCUACCAGCAAUAAGAAGAAUCGAGUUCCUGGCCUGAACAGGCGCCGACAACCCAAACCCAAGAUGAGAGGCCUCUUUGGUGCACCUGGAAUUGGCCUCCAGAGGCCAACAUUGGAAGACAUGGGAAGUGGACUCCCGGAGACCAAUGAAGAGAACAAGCUGAUUUUGGUGGCAUCAGAUGACAAGUUUUCCCUUACCCAGGAUAUCUGUGUAAUGUGUGGGGCAUUUGGCACUGACCAAGAGGCACGUCUCAUUGCAUGUGCCCAAUGUGGCCAGUGUUAUCAUCCAUAUUGUAUCAACACCAAGGUCUCCAAGGUGAUACUGGAGAAGGGAUGGCGGUGCCUGGACUGCACAUUCUGUGAAGGUUGUGGUCAGCCACAUGAUGAGGAGCGUCUCCUUCUCUGCGAUGAUUGUGACAUCUCCUACCACACUUACUGCCUCGACCCACCACUUGAUUUUGUGCCACAGGGGACAUGGAAGUGUCAGUGAUGGCUUCAUGCCUCGUGUGACCUGAUUCGAUCUGAGAAGGAGGCUGAGCAGUGUGUGAGCCAAGGAUACACGUGUAUUCUCUGCAGGCCUCGUGAUGCUCCACCACCUCAUCUCAUCCCUGAAUCUCCUCCUGAGUAUGUCACCUCUCCCUGCAGCCCAGAUAUAUUCACGGGUUUGCGAAGCAAUGCAACAUACAAGCAAGACAAUGUGCUGCUGUCAGAAGCUGGGAUGCAGAUGAUCAAAUGCCUUAAGGAUGCCUUAAUUGAAAAUGUGAACUCACCUCUUGAGGAGAUCAUGGAAAAUAGAAAGUCUCCAGUAAAGAAAAUGCAGGACAUUGAGGCAGGGAUCCUGGCUGCAAUUGAGUCUGUUGUCACUGGAUCUCAACCACCCCUACUUUCUCCUCAAGAAGGAAACCUGGAAGGAAUGAUAGGGGAGGAAGAGCACAGCAGAGUAAUGCCUGCAACCCAGGUGGGUCUCUCAAAGGAGGAUCUACCCGGAGGAUAUGUCCUUGUAGAAGGUGAAGGGGGAAUUGUCAUGAUGAAGAAGAAGCGCUUCCGCAACCUCCGCAAUCUUGGUAUAGGAGGUUUUUAUGCAAAAAGUACAGCUAGGCAGAAGAAACCUGAUGUGGAGAGGGAAACAGAAGAGCUGGGAGCUGGGAAUCCAGGUGAUAUCAUAGGUGGUGAUAAUGAAGACCGACCCAAGAAGAAACCUCGAAGAAACUUCCGGCCAAAGAGCAAAAUUCUUGAGACUUAUCCCUCCUACAUCCAGGAGGCAUUCUUUGGCCAAGCUGUGGUGGAGGAGAGUCGGAUUGGAGGUGUGCAGCGGUUGGAGUUCCUUCCUGUCAUAAAGCCAGAGGAUGACUUUGGGGAACCUGCUUCUCCAGAGAUACAUCUCCAAAUAUCAUCUGAAGAGCAAAUCAUCGCACUCUCUGAGGAAGAAGUUAAGGCAAUGGCUGAGUCAAGGGAGAAGUUGAGGCAGAAAGUGGCUAAGGAGAAAGAGGAGAAAGCCCUCAAAAUGAAGCAGGCUGCUGCUGCUGCCGCCGCCGCUGCUGCCGCCCCUCCCCCUCCCCCUCCACCUGCUCCUCCUGCUGCUGCUGCCACUGUUGCCUUCCCACGGAAGAUCAAAGGAGGAGAGGAGGAAGAUGGAGAUGCCCUUCAUGAUAUUCUACCAUUGCCUGCUGGAGAAGCGGACCUCUUCUCAGAUGACAUCAUCCAGUCCCUCCUCCAAGAUGGUCAUGCUGAUGAUGCUUUGGCCCAUCUUUCUGACCCUGUUCCUGAAGAUGAAGGGAAUGCAGAGAGAAGGAAGAUGCCAUUUGGUUUUGUUCCUGUGUCAGGUUCCAGCCCAGUUCCAAUUCAAGGACCUGGCAACAUUGGGGGCAUCCCCACAAAUUCAAAUUCUAUCAUCCCUCCCCUCCCAACCCACAAACUUCCUGACCCAGAACAGUCCAUGGAUAGUACACCUCCUGUACCUGGUGACAGCCCCUCAGCCCUGAGUCCCACCCUGGGAGAGGGGGACACAGGGAGCCCUUGGAGAGGAAGUGGGGCAGGUGUUGUUGGAGAUGGAGGAGGUGGAGGAAUUGGGCCAGAAAUCCCAUCUCAAUCACAACACCUGGCCAACAUCCGAAAGUGGGAGACAGAUGAAGCCCUAGGGAGUGCAGCCACCAUCUCAGCUGUCCUCUAUGCCAAUCUCACUCAUCCCCACUUGAAACAGGAAUUUCCACACUGGCCAGAUCGGGUGAAGCAGAUCUCUAAGCUCUGGCGGGCCCUCCCCACCGAUAAAAAGGCUCCAUAUCUCCAAAGGGCUCGUGAGAACCGGGCUGCAGCACGCAUGAUGAAGAACCAGGCAUCUCCAUUCUCAUCUGGUGAAGGACUGGAGGAGUCAGGGACAGGGAAUAAAGCUCUGCCCACAUGCUUGCCUCAACAGACCCUUGAGCAGCUUCCUGUUCAACCCAAAUAUGAGACUCCUACAGAGCAAGGGAUUGGGGUGGGAGUGGGGAGCAUGAUAGGUGGAGAAGAGAGCAAUCUGGGACAGCCUGGGAGUGCUAUGGCUGCCUCUGGCAUCCCCUUCCGACAGCCACUCCCUCCACAGCUGCGCAUGAGAGCCCCACGUCCUCCUCAGGAGAGAAUCCAGGUUCUGGACCCUCGAAUCCAGAUGCUCCUGAGUCAACACCAUAGACUUCCCCAAAGACCCCCAACACCUGGUUUCCAGCACAUUCCUCCUUCAGCUGACUUGGUAGGUGGGAGAGCACCACCACAAGUGCCACAACCCAUGCAUACUGUGACAACAGCCAUAAGAUCUGACAUUCCUGCUACUACCCCAUCUUCACCAGGGAUGCUCAAGCCCCAUGAAGGGAACAACCUGGCAAGCCAUGAGCAUGUUGGUCGCAUCCCCGUUAGUGAGUCAGAUGGCCUCUCCUUGCCUCUGGAGCAAAAGCGACUCCAAGAUGUUCCCCAAGGUGCAGUGCAGAUGUGCAUCAGUCCUGCCACUCCUAGUCAUGUACAGGAACAGCCUUUGUUGCUGGAGGAUCUAGUUGAACAAGAGCGACGGGAACAAAUGAGGCAGCAGCAAGGAGGAAGUGAGAUGCCGGUGCCUGCAGGCCCACCUCCAUCCUUUCGUCACAUGCCAGGACCAGCUGGUGCCCCUGCUUCACCUAGGCCUCCUCUCCCCUCUCCCCAUCAUCAGCAUCCUCCUCCCAUACCUAGUGCAGGCCCUUCCCCCCUGAUGCAUCCCAGGGCUCCCACCUCUCAUCAAAUGGGAGUCAUGCAAGGGGAAAUGAAUCGUGGCAUCUUCCCCCCUCAUGUUGGAGGUGGCAACAAUCAGAUGAACUUUGGGACUCCUCCAAUGGGAUACCAGGAACCUGUGGUACAGCAGGACUGUGGAAUACAUCCAGCUCUCCUUCAAACACCUCGACCCCCUGUCCCACUCCAGAGUCUCCCACCACCUCCUACACCACCCGAGAAUCCCAGCACUGAUGCUGAACGGAGACAAGUGGCUGUUUAUGAAUCCUGGCUCAGCCAGCAGCAGCAGGUCCUCUCUGUUCAACUCAAGCAUUUUGAGGGAGAAGUGGGGAAACUCCGCAAAGCACGGAAAUCCCUGACGGGCAAGCAGAGGCAACUGCGGAAGAAUGGAGGGGAGCUGAUGGAUACAGAUGCAGCCACACUUGAAAGAGUCUGUUCAGAGCUCCAGGCCUUGCAGAAGCAGCUGGAUGGAGUGCGGAAGCAGAAUCGCCAGCAUGCCAUGCAUGAGAUCCCUGUGUCCUCACAAGAGAUGCAGCCAGGUUCAAUUCAUCCUCCCCAGAGAAGUCCCAAUGAGGGAUUCAGAAUGGAUCAAAGUGGAAGACUGGGGCCAGGGAUGAAAUUCCGUGCACCUCAAUGCCAAUCAGGGCCAGUGACACCACCAAUGGUGGGACAGCCUUCUCCAUCCCCAACAUUGAGCUCCCCCUCCUUCAUCCCUGUGCCAUCACCCUCUCCAGGGCAGAAUAGUCAACCUUCACCUUCCCCUGGACCCAACUUCAGACUCCCAUCUCCGGCUGGCAGUCUCUCCAGCCAGCCAUCACCUUCCCCACUUGGUGGGAGUCCAUGGGCACCACCCCCUCGCUCCCCUGCACCCAUGCGCCACCCUGCAUCUCCCAUGCCACCUCAGCAGCAACCACCAGGAGACAUGAAUGGAGGAGGAGGGAAUCCAAAUAAUCCCAACAAUCCUGCUCCACAUCCUCCUGGUGAUUUCUUCAGGAUCUCAAACUUCUCCUUUGUGAAGCUUGGCUUACGAGGUGGGAGUCCCUUCACCUCUUCAGCAUCAUCUGCCACCUCCUCCACAUCGUCUGAACCUGCUCCUCCACCCUCGGUGCCACCCCAGGUGAAUGAUGCCCCAACAGCAUCAACUGUUUCAUCAUCAGAGUCUUUGUUGAUCUCAGAAGGAACGGGUAGAGUGUCAAGUUCAACACCUGUUCCGACUCAGUCCUCCACGAUGGUGUCUAUGGAGUCAAAGCCGGUGGUGCUCCCUACACAGACGACUAACACCACUACUCCUCAGUUGAUGAAGGCCUUGACUGAGAUGAGGGAGACAAAGAAAGACAGACGGCAGAGUGGGGGGCAGUUGGCUGCCAUGCUGGAGGGAAUUGGUGAAGGGGCAGUAUCCAUGGGUCUGUCCAUGGAUACCAACCCUAGUGAACCAAUCCCUUCAACUCACAUGUCAUCCCUCACUCAUGUCUCUGUGGCUCAUUGUUCUAGCACAUGCAGCAGUGGAAACACUUCUGUUGCAUCAGUUCCAUCUCUCAACUGCAGUGGGUUUGCAAGUGCAGCUGGAACGUUGGGCAAUGAAGUGUCUCCUUCCAAGCUGGAAGAAGCACAGAAUGUGUUGUUGAAACAGCUGUUGCAGACUACAAGUGUCCCACCACCUCCCACUCCUCCAGCAUCUCAGUACCCUGCUACAUCACAGUUAAGCAGCAAGGCAUUCCAGAUCCCUCAUCCCACACCAAUCAUCAUGCCCAAAGCAGGAGGAAACCCUACUGAUGCAUCCCCAAUCGAGCAACCUGCAAGCAUUCCCUCUCAAUCACUGAAGGAGAAGAAUGAGGAGAUAGUUAUGACAGAGGGGAGCAGCAGGAAAGAAGGACCACCAUGUCGUCCUCCUCCUGUGUCUCUUCCAGCCAUGUCUCAGCCUCCUUCCACUCCGCCCAUGUCCACACCUGUGCCUUCAACUCUUCACCCUCCCAUUCUUCCACCAUCCCACCCACAUCCUAUCCCAUCACAAGUAGUCACACCAACCCACACCCCCACACCCACCCCAACACCCACCUCCACCCCUACACCCACUCCUCCUUCAACACCAUCUUCGGUGUAUGCCCCUGUCUCUUCUCACGUCUUGACACCUCACCCAACUUCUCAUCCAUUGUCUUGUGCUUAUGCUCAUCCAGUCAUUCCGUCCUCUCUGUCACCGGUACAUGCAUCUGCCACUGCUCCCACCACUCCACUGUCAACUUCUGUUGAUACCUUGGAUCUGCAGGUUCCAGCUUGUGUUCCUUCCUCGCAAACUGAAGAAGAACUGAGGAAGCAGAGGGACUUGGAGGAGAAGAAGAUGAAGCGUCGGCUAUAUCAAAAGAAACGUCGCCUCCAACAGAUCCAGCAGAAACAAGCUGCAGAGCAAGGAAUUAAUGUUUCACCAGUUGUGAAAAAACGUGCACGUCGGGCAUCCUCAAAGGUAGAGGAAGAUUAUGAUGCAUACAUGGAGUCAUUGCUGGAGUUGCUCCGAUCACUGCCGCCGAUUCCCAUCAAUGAGCCACCGGCAGAAGUUACUCCUUCCUUCAAAUUAUCCAAGGAAGCAGGGAAAGGAGUUUUAGAGGGAAAGUUUGGGAAGGCAUUCAUCCCAUCCAAAGGAGACUAUUACUCAAUGCAUCCCUUUGGUGAUCUCCAGCCAUUGAAUGAAAGGAACCCUAAAUCAAGCCAGAGGGGGCUAUUUGGCACUGAAUUCCCUCCCCGAAAGAAGGAAGAUGGUACAUACCCGUUAUUGGAGUGGGCCCGAACAGUCAUCAGGGACACAGACUCUCCAGAUUCUGUUGCCAGUGCAUCCACAUCUUCAUCUCUUCAUGAUGAUGAUUGCAGUCCCCCUCUCUUCCCAAUCCUGUCCAGUUUCUACACGGAGGCAGACAACAUCAAGGUGGAGGAGCCUGAGUUGGAGUUGGAGAAGAAUUGCAUUGAGGUGAAGCAUGAAUGCAAUUCACCUGAUAUCCCAAUGCCAUGCUAUGGUGAUCUGGAGAGGGAGAAGGCAGUGAGUAUUGAGAUGAAGGAAGAGAGGCACGGUGAGCUUUUUCCAUGCCACAAUUCAGCUGCCAACGUGACGGUGACGCUCACGUUGACGGCCGAUGCGGCUGGAGACAUCUCGGGGGUUCUAGAGAAGCUUGCCUUGCUCCUGGGCAUCACCCCACCUGCCAACUUCCACAUCAUUGAGAGGACUGUCACACCUCCAUCUCAGAAGCUGGGUCUUUAUCAGAGCUUGUGGGAUGGGGAUGCUGCUGCCAUGGACAUUGGGAGCAUGGUGAAUGGAGCCCCCAAGUUUUGUCGUCACUGCGACGUGGUGAUCAUGUCCGAUGCCAUCGUGAAGCCUGUCACUGAGUUCCCCUUCCUCUCUAUUGAGGAUUCACAGGUUUCAUUCUGCAGCUCCACCUGCUACAUGCAGUAUGCCUUUGACCACAGGGCUUUCAGUGCCAAGAAGGAGGCAGAGAUGGUGGUGGAGCAUGGGUGGAAGGAAGGUGGGUUCACUGCAGAUGAAAUGGAUAGCACCAGUGAUGAAAACAAUACACAAGACUCCUCCCAUCUCCCUCAUGUCACCUCAUUCCUGCCACCCAUGGAGGGGGGAUGGAUUGGGGGGAGUCCAUUGCUCCCUGACUCUCUCCCUGAUGAGAUGAGGGAGAAUGGAAUGGGGGUAGGAGGAGGUGGUGGAGUGCAAGGUGGAAGUGGGGGAGGAGGAGGAUCAGGGUCAGUGAGUCAGAGUGAGGAUCAGCAGGUGAAUAUUCCACAGAAGGUUUGGAAGGGGAUUCGUUACAAGACAUGGGCACCUGGUGCUCUCACCCCGACUUCCAAGUAUCGAUCUCCCACAGACAAUGAACUCACCGAGAUGUUGUUCCGUAUGGGAAUAUGCCUGAUGCCUGGACGGGAGACAUAUGACAAUCGCGUCUGCCUGUUUUGUUCCCAACCUGGUGAUGGAGUCUCUGAUGGACCUGCCAGGUUGUUGAACUAUGAUGUGGACAAAUGGGUGCAUUUGAACUGUGCCUUGUGGGCGGAAGAAGUGUACGAGACAAUCAGCGGAUCUUUGGUGAACACUGAAGAAGGGCUGAAGAAGGCACUCACAUUCAACUGCAUUGUCUGCCUGAAGCCUGGUGCCACUGUGAGGUGCUUCAAACUUCGUUGCACCAAUGUGUAUCACCUUGGGUGUGCUGUGAAGGAGGGAGGCGUGUUUUACAAAAAUAAGGCAGUUUACUGCUCGCAGCACAUAUUGAGGAACGAGAAGGACAACGAGCUGACGACACUGGCUGUAUUCAGACGGGUGUACAUCGAACGGGAUGAGAUUCGUCAGGUGGCAUCCAUCAUGCACCAAGGGGAUGACAACCACGUUCUCCGGGUCGGGUCCUUGAUCCUCCUUGACCUUGGGCAGCUUCUACCUCAUCAACUUCCUUCCUUUCACAAUAAUCACUUCAUCUACCCAAUUGGAUACAAAAUACUUCGGAUGUAUUGGAGUAUGCGUCGUCUGAACAAACGUUGCAUAUACGAGUGCAGCAUCGCCGAGAAGGAUGGACAACCCGAAUUCAUGAUCAAGGUACAAGAACCACCCUAUGAGACACUUACUCUCUCUGACACAACACCCAGGAAGGUGUGGUUGAAGAUCUUGGAACCCAUUGCUGAGCUCCGCAAGGCCAGCGCUUGCAUGAAUGUCUUCCCACAGUUCAUCUCAGGGGAAGAUCUGUUUGGAUUGACAGAGCCGGCCAUCAUCCGCAUCGUCGAGUCCCUACCCGGCAUAGACACCCUCACUGACUAUCAAUUCAAAUAUGGGAGGAAUCCUAUCUUUGAGCUUCCUUUGGCCAUCAAUCCUAGUGGCUGCGCCCGAUCGGAACCAAAGUUGAGGACUCACUUCAAGAAACCCGCCACAUCUCACCGACGAGUUGGGCCGGUGAUGCCUACUGUGAUGGGAAGUGCUGGAGGAGGGGGUUCAAGUGGUGCGAACAGCAACAGUAGCAGCAGCAACUCUGGAGCAUCUUUGCUCCACUCUCUCUAUGCAUACGAUCCAUAUGGCCUAUUUGGCAAGCAGUACAUCCACAGCAAGAGUUCCCAAUACAAGCGCAUGAAGCAGGAGUGGCGAAAUAAUGUCUUCCUGGCCAGGUCCAAGAUCGCCGGUCUGGGUCUGUAUGCCGCCCGAGACCUGGAACGAAAUACGAUGGUGAUCGAAUACAUAGGAGAGACGAUCCGACUGCAGAUCGCAGAGCUGAGGGAGAAGCGCUACCAGGCCCAAAAUAGGGGGAUCUACAUGUUCAGGCUGGACGAGGAACGAGUGAUCGAUGCCACGCUCAAGGGCGGCCUCGCUCGAUACAUCAAUCACUCGUGCUAUCCGAACUGUGUCGCAGAGGCGGUCGAGGUGGAUCGAGACGUCAAAAUCAUCAUAUUUGCAAACCGACGCAUUGCUCGCGGUGAAGAGUUGGCGUACGACUACCGCUUCGACGUGGAGGAUGACAACAAGAUUCCGUGCCUGUGCGGGGCACUAAAUUGUCGCAAGUGGAUGAAUUGACUGUUCCCAGGCAUUGCUUCUUUCUCAAAUUUCUUUUUUCACUAUUUUCUGCUCCCUCCCUCUAGUUCAAACGCCAUUCAACGCAUUGAUAUCAACAUGGGCAUAUUGAUGAAUGAAAAUUUUUUAUGUUGGUGUGCAUGAGAAAAGAAAGUGAGAGGAGAUACCAUGAAGUAUUGUUGUGUUGUUUCCUUUUUUGUUUUUGCAGAGAUAAGAAUAAAUGGUUUUCCA